CUCCGGGCACAGUGGGGGCCGAGUUGGGCGCUGGAAGGUAGAAUUCAGUGAAUAAUGUUCAUGGAGGAAAGCGAAGGCGCCCAGAGCUUGAAAAAAUAUUCCCCUUUCCAACGAAGUGCCACUUUGAUGAACCCCAGCGGUGAGGCAAAGUCAAGAGGCGCAGAACUAGAAAACUCCAAGCUUCUGACGUCACCCCGUGAUAAAAAGCUCGCAACAGCAGGAGAGGAGAGGAAAGGAAAAGAGGAGGAAGAGAAGGAGAAAGGGGAGGAGGUGAAGGAAAAAGGAAAGAAAAGAAGGACAAUGCAAGCGAGGGCAGUACUGGUGGUGAUGCUAUUAUAUGGAGGGGGAGGAGAAGGAGGGGGAGGGGUGGAGGCUCUUCAAUACGACUUAAAGUACGCCAAAAAUCUAACAGGACCAAAAGGAUCACAGUUCGGCUUCAGCGUGACUCUGUGGGAUAGAGGAGGAGAAAAGCAGAUGGUGGUGGGGGCCCCGAUGAGCACGGCAUCUAACCUGGCCAUGAACAGGACACAACUGGGAGCCAUAUACCUGUGUGACCUGGAGCAGCCCACCUGCCGCCCCUUACCAAACCUGCCGUACUACAUGAAGAAGAAGAGAGGCGAGAAUAAUCUGCAAUUCAAGGGCCCCCAUGUGUUGAAGAAUAGGACCAUGGGGUUUGGACAGACCGUCUACGCCGUUAAUGCUGAACGCCUAUUGGCCUGUGCUCCUAGAUACCCCGUGUACGACAGCCCCUCAGACUCCCUUCAAGGCCGCGGUGCUUGCUACAUCCUCGGCAAAAAGAAAGGCGAAAUCUUCCCCUUCUAUAAGCAAAAAGUCAGACACACUUCAUCGGGGACGUCAAAGGACUACAUCAACUCCCACGAAUUCACCGCCUACGCCUCCUUCGGGUUCAGCGUGACCUCUGAUGUGGAGGGCAAGAGACUCUUCUUUGGAGCCCCUAAUGCCUACAAGGGUCAAGGGGUAACGUUGUACUACGGCGUGCGUGUGACGAAACAGAAGGACGAUCUCAACCCAGAUGACGCCACGAACGGGUACCUGGAGGGCUGGGCUGUGGCAUCGGGCAAAUUCGGGACCGAUGAAUACUUGGCCGUGUCUCGCCCUGGUUACGGGAACAUGAGUGGACAGGUCAUCUUCUACGACACGAAGCUGACUAAUUCCAAAUCUGGAGAGUAUUCGCGGCUGGAGGGGAGUGCAGUCGCCGGGUGGUACGGUUACUCUCUCGCCAGCUGUAAAGUAGACGGCGACAAAUUCUCAGACUCAGACCUGCUCGUGGGUGCCCCGCUGGACUCCCGCGAUCAUGCCAAGUACCCGGACUCUGGUGUGGUCUACCUGUACUAUGCACCUAUGUUACCGGAGGCGCCGAGGGCGCCCCUGAAGUUGUUUGGCGAGGUGGCCUGGGGCCGCUUCGGUACCUCUGUGGCCUGCUUGGGCGACCUGAAUGGUGACCAUUAUGAAGACGUGGCCGUGGGUGCUCCAGGUGCUGGUGGAAGAGUCUACAUCUACAGAGGAGGACAGGGAGGACUGGACCCUAAGCCCACGCAGGUUAUCCACGGUUCCAGUUUCUUCCCCACCGCCACCCCGUCCUUCAGCUUCGGGUUCAGCUUAGCAGGUGGUGUUGACAUGGAUGGCAACGGCUAUCCUGACCUGCUUAUUGGAUCACCUGACCAGGACGCAGCGGUUCUCCUAAGAACACCGCCGUUGGUACACCUGGAGGCCGCAGUGAGCUUUGACCCGCCGGAGGUGAGGCUCAAUGACCGUGCCUGCAACUUGAGCGAGGCAGCCGUUAUCUGUGCCGAGCUGCUGGUGGCGAUAACCUACAAGGGAAAGGCAUGGAGUGAACCCCUGUUGGUUGAUCUUGAGUUGUCAAUUGACUUGGAAAAGCAUCGAGUCAGUUUCUACGACGAAGACAAGAAAGUGUGGCGCCAGAGACUCACGAUCAAGAGCCACAACAUAACCAGCAAGGAGAACAACGCUACCCUGCAUGUGAAGGUGUACGGCAAGCCACAUCUUGAGGACUACGAACAUCCAGUUGAGGCGACGGUCAGGGCAACGCCUACUGGGGUUCAUUCUCCUUCUGCCUUUCUUCACCCUCCUCCUCUUCUCGACCCCUCCUCUGAGACAUCCUUCACCUCGAAUCCUUCCUUGACCCUACUCUAUGAGGCCGACUACAACACUCAGCCUAACCUCGUCCUGCACGCUGAUGGCCCAACGCACCUCGUGGACGGGGAGGAACACCUUCACCUGUCCGUGGUAAUUGACAUCUUCAACGAGACAGCUCACAACAUCCACCUCAACGUGACCUUCCCCGGUGACCUGACCUUUACUGGGCGAAAUAGCUCCUCGCAGCCACCCCGAUGUGAUGUCAAGAAGGAGGGAGAUGAGGGGAAGGAGAAGCAGAUGCCUAAGGAUGAAAGGAAGAGGAGUGGCACUUCUUACCUCACCUGUGUAUUCGAUUCUUACAGGCCCGCAGGUGACCAGAUUAUGCUCGGCCUCACGUUCACAGUCAGCCAGUCAUCAGCCAGUCAGCCACCCGGGCAGAAUCAGUCACUUGCACCAACAAACACUUCCCUGGCCUUCUCCAUGUCCGUGGGCAGUGACAGUGGUGAUACGGACAACAGUGAUAAUUCUGCCAUGGUAUUUGUGAACAGGCUGUCACGGGUAAGCCUGUUCCCUGGAGGAACCUCAGACCCAGAGAAGGUGGAACUGCGCCUAGGUGAACACUUGAACGCUAAGCAGAUAGAGGAUGAGGAGAAGAGGAAUAUAUCGGUGGUGCGGAUCGGUCCCCUCAUCACCCACCACUUUGCCCUCAUCAACAACGGCCCCACCCCUCUUUAUGGCUUCCAGGUGGAGGUGAAGCUGCCCCUGAAAUACGGCGAGGCCCAGUUACUGUACCUGGCCGAACCACCUGACACCUUCGGCCCCAUCACAUGCGACUCCCGCCACCUGCACCUUAAUCCCUAUGGUUUCACCGUGCCAAACAGAGACACUACGGAAAAUAACGCCACUGAACGGACACCUCAGGCCACCACUACAAAGGAGGAGCAGCAGGAGGAGGACGAAGUUGAGAUCGAGAGGGGAAAUCAGGAACUAACGUGUGAAGGGCAGACUCUGCGGGCAGGUGAGUCAGCCGUGAUCAAGGUAAACAUGUGUGUGUGA
Molecule: messenger RNA, 3174 nt
Organism: Eriocheir sinensis (Chinese mitten crab)
Lineage: Eukaryota; Metazoa; Arthropoda; Malacostraca; Decapoda; Varunidae
Product: integrin alpha-5-like
Exons: 22
Coding region: 55-3174 (1039 amino acids)
Biological process (GO): integrin-mediated signaling pathway; cell-matrix adhesion; cell adhesion mediated by integrin
Cellular component (GO): external side of plasma membrane; integrin complex
Molecular function (GO): integrin binding
Source: RefSeq, a predicted model, not a curated record